Cloeon dipterum is the source of this 1019-nucleotide messenger RNA. RefSeq lists its product as uncharacterized. NCBI's taxonomy places the organism in Eukaryota, Metazoa, Arthropoda, Insecta, Ephemeroptera, Baetidae. The transcript has 5 exons. The record is from RefSeq and is a predicted model, not a curated record. Bases 35 to 928 code for a protein of 297 amino acids.
CUUGCCUUGCCACUCGAGCCGGCGUCUCCGCAAAAUGCAGAUACUCAGGCGAUUUUGUUUCCUGUUUGGUUUGAUAGUAAUUAUCAACCUUUCAAUCGCAGAAGCCUCCAAUUUUCAGCUAUUCAACCCCUUCAACCUCUUCCAGCAAGCGUCUCAGUCCGUGCGGAGAGUGACACAGCUAUUCAAGUCAGACAAAAGCGGCGAGCCGUCCGACGACUAUGUGCAGGAUGACGACUUCAUCGAAGUAGACAUGGCUGACCGCGUAGCCUCGUUGGUUAGCAACGGCAUUGGCAACAGGGCACAGUUCAAGAACCAACAGCAGAAGAGCCAGAAGCAGGAGCAACAGCAGUCCCCAGGCCCUGGACUCUUUGGCGGCUUCAUGCGCCUGCUCGGCCUCGACUCGACCAGACUUGGUGCCAUCGCCGUCAACGCUUUCAUAUACGUGUCAGAAAUGAUUGCCGCAACUCUGACAAAAAGAACAGCAAUCAACCGGUCAGGAACGUGGAGCGCAUUUUCCAGGGAUACAAAAGAUGACGAGGAACCUGCUGGAACUCCUUUUUCCUGGCUGCUAGACAACGCCAGUCCAAAGGUCACUGAAGCCUUGAAACUGGCCCUGAACCCCGAGCUGCCCGAGAUCCUGAUCACCCUUCUGAAGGGCAGAUCCAAGCGCUCUUUGGACACCCUGUCGAAUGAGGGACCGACCCAUUGUCUGCAGCGUCUCAUGUGCCAAAUCUCGCCGGUGAUGCACGGCAUGCAGCAGGCGGUGAGCAAGGCUAUCGACCAAACCAAAACCCCAAAUCACGCAGCGCCCCAGGAGGACUCAAAAUUGUCCGUUUUAUGGCGUCACAUGCCGACAAGAGAGGAACUUGUCAAACAGGGAGACCUCUGCGAUGCAGAAUACCCUGACUGUCAGCUGUACGAUUACUAGAAGCAAACGGUCUAAGGGAAGGGAGGGUAAAUUAUUGAUGGUGGUGGUAUGUAAACACAGAUUGAAAAUUUGAAAAUAAAAUUCAUUUAAC